This is a messenger RNA of Fulvia fulva, 471 nucleotides long. RefSeq lists its product as uncharacterized. Lineage: Eukaryota; Fungi; Ascomycota; Dothideomycetes; Mycosphaerellales; Mycosphaerellaceae. Bases 1 to 471 code for a protein of 156 amino acids. The transcript has a single exon. The record is from RefSeq and is a predicted model, not a curated record.
AUGUUCCAAGCAACCCUCCUCCUAAUCCCAGCUCUCACCAUCACGAUCUUCAUAGCCCUCACCCACAGCACCCCGGUUAUCAACGACCCUUCCCACACCGCCCAACCCCUCUCCGAAGGUCUCACCGCCCAAGCCACAGCCGAAGGCUACAACGAAUACAUCCCACCCCGCUACGUCGACAUCUGGAUGUACGAAGACACCGUCUGCGGCAAAGACAGCCUCGAGCGGAAACGCCUCCUUAUUCAAGACCUGUUCUACGGCACGGAGCCCGUCCGGGCCGGCUGUUAUAACCUUCUGCCGCAGUAUCGGUCGGCUUGGAUUAAGGCUAUGAGUGCUUUUUGUGAGGUGUAUGCGGUGAGUAGUACGGGCUGUGUGGGAGGGGAGGAGGGAGGGAAGCCGCUGCCGAGUGGGGAGGGGCGUUAUAUGGCUGAGGAGGGGGAGGGGAUUGUGUUGUUUACUGUGUGUAAGUGA